AUGAGAGCAGGUUUGCUGUUCCUUCAACUUGGCACAAGUUUUGCACUGGCAUUUCAGCCCGUCAAACGCCCCUUGUCUCAACCAAAUCAAAGCAAAUGGCGUCUGGAAGCCAAAUCGGAUUCAGUCUAUGACGCUGGUCAGAUUACAGUUUUGGACGGUCUUGAGCCAGUAAGAAAACGUCCUGGGAUGUAUAUUGGAUCUACAGGUCCUGAUGGUUUGCAUCAUCUAGUUUGGGAGGUAGUCGACAAUAGUGUGGAUGAGGCACUGGCGGGACAUGCCACCUUUAUUAGUACCAGCAUAAACCCUGAUGGCUCUUGUACGAUUAUUGACGAUGGUCGAGGUAUUCCAACAGAUGUACAUCCAAAAACAGGAGUUUCGGCACUGGAAACAGUCCUAACGGUUUUGCAUGCUGGUGGGAAAUUUGAAAAUCAAGGCGGGAAAGGUGGAUACAAGGUUAGCGGUGGAUUGCAUGGGGUCGGUAUUUCCGUCGUCAAUGCCUUGUCGGAGACAGUCCGCGUGAAAGUAGAUCGAAAGGGGAAAGAAAAUGUUAUGGAUUUUGAGCGUGGGAAACCAAUCACGGCACUCCAAGUGGCAAAGGGGGUUGCAUCUAUAGUAGAUGACCAUAUCCCGCAGCAAUUGGAAGCUCUAAAGUCAAAAAGAGCCGAGAAAGGUGACGAUGACGCCACAGGUGACUUGAAGCAACAACAGAAGCGCUUGCGGCUAUUGCAAAAUUUGCAGAAAAAUAGAAAAACGGGAACGACAGUGACGUUUCUUCCCGACAUUGAAGUGUUUAAGGGUGAAAAGGGGACACCCGAUGUUAGAUUUGAUCCAUCACGGCUCAAGCCCCGCAUGGAUGAGAUAGCUUAUUUAAAUCCAGGACUUCUCCUCGCAUUGAAAGACUGCCGGGGUACCAGUCCAACUGUCCAAGUGUUUUAUCAUGCCGGCGGAUUAUCGGAGUACAUUUCCCGGCUAUGCCAGUCCAAGACCCCCCUUUUCUCCACAGCGAAAGCAUUCAAGUCUAAACAGAAAACAUUUGAGGGUCUCCUUUCGGAAGAUGGAUUUACAAUAUUGUGCUCAGGAUCCGAUGAGGCAACAGAUGUAGCCAUUUCGAUUGCAUUGCGAUGGUCCAGUGAUAUGUAUACGGAAUCAAUUCUUUCCUUCUGUAAUAACAUUAGAACAAGAGAUGGUGGAUCACAUGUGGAAGGUUUAAAAAUGUGUUUGACAAGAACGAUCAAUCAAUUGAGCAAGAAGCUAGGAGUGGCCAAGGAAGGAAGUGGCAACAUGCCAGGAGAGUUUGUGCGCGAAGGAUUGACUGCUGUCGUUUCAGUAUCAGUUCCUGAUCCGGAAUUUGAAGGACAAACAAAGGGACGGCUUGGUAAUCCAGAAGUGCGACCGGCAGUAGACGCUAUGGUGUCAAAAGAGUUAACACGACUUUUUGAAUUUCGCCCUGAUUUACUCGAGACCAUAUACUCAAAGGCUAGUGCAGCGCAGGCAGCAGCCAGUGCUGCUAAAGCUGCUCGGGACUUGGUCAGGCGAAAGUCCUUGUUGACAUCAACGGUCCUCCCCGGAAAGCUGGCAGAUUGUUCGUCUCGAGAUGCUGAAGAGUCGGAGAUAUUUAUUGUGGAAGGAGAUUCCGCUGCAGGAAGCGCAAAACAAGGUCGGGAUCGUCGGACACAAGCUAUUUUGCCGCUACGAGGAAAGAUCUUGAAUAUUGAAAGAGCUGCAGCAGAAAAAAUAUACCAGAACACUGAAUUGCAAGGUCUGAUUAGUGCUCUAGGUCUUGGAGUCAAAGGAUCCGACUUUGACUCGAAGUCGCUUCGAGAGAACUUAUCGAACGAGGUCACGUGUAUAUUGCGCAACCGCCACUGUACAAGGUUUCAAGUGGCUCUGGCCGUGCAAGGAAAGAGUUUUACGCUUUUGAUGAUGAACAAAAGGAUAUCAUCAUUUCCAAGAUGGCUGGCAUAG
Cylindrotheca closterium is the source of this 1965-nucleotide messenger RNA. The record is from the annotation of a GenBank genome assembly. NCBI's taxonomy places the organism in Eukaryota, Bacillariophyta, Bacillariophyceae, Bacillariales, Bacillariaceae.